GUCCGUCAGUGCACUCUUCUCCAUAGAAUUAUGAUCUCCCAAAGAGCGGCUCCUGCGCUUCAACACUUGUCAAAUAAACACGCCACGAGCUGUCCUCAGUGAACCACGACUCGUGUCGCUCACUCCUCUUUCUUUACGGGUGUUUUUUGCUUCUCUUUUUUACGCUGGAUUUCUCGUGUAAGAAUAUGUGCGUGGAGAGCGAUGGAUGCGAGAUUGAAGGCUGCAGCAGUUCGGACGAGGUGCACACGCUGUCUGGAAGCAUGAGCCCGGCUCUCAAAUCCAGCCCGGACCUGCACCCGUGCAAACCGGGACACAAGGUCCACGCCGCGCUGCUCCGGUGCCGCUCACCGGCUGCUGCUGCCGGGAUCCUUACCUUUGGGAACAUCCUCAAUUACAUGGACAGAUACACUGUGGCCGGCGUUGCACAAGACAUCCAGAAGCACUUUGACCAGUCAGACAGUGGGGUUGGCCUUCUCCAAACAGUCUUCAUCUGCAGUUUCAUGGUGGCGGCUCCCAUCUUCGGUUACCUUGGCGACCGCUUCAACAGAAAGGUCAUCCUGAGCUGCGGCAUUUUCUUCUGGUCCAUUGUUACUCUGCUGAGCUCGUUCAUCAGCAAAGAGUACUACUGGUUGUUCGUGCUGUCCAGAGGGUUGGUGGGCAUCGGUGAGUCCAGUUACUCCUCCAUCUCUCCCACCAUCAUCGGAGACCUGUUCACCAACAACAGUCGAACCAUGAUGCUGUCUGUCUUCUACUUGGCCAUUCCACUGGGGAGCGGACUCGGCUACAUCCUGGGCUCUAGUGCGAAAGUGGCAGCAGGAGACUGGCACUGGGCACUGCGGGUUUCUCCUAUGUUGGGUAUCACUGCUGGAACGCUGAUGCUUGUAUUUGUCCCGGAGCCCAAAAGGGGGAGUGCCGACCAGAUGGGGGGCCGCAUCAGGACCCGGACCUCCUGGUGCUGUGACAUGAAAGCCGCAAAGAAUCGGAGUUAUGUUUUUUCAUCGCUUGCGUCUGCGGCGGUGUCCUUCGCCACAGGUGCUUUUGGGAUGUGGAUUCCUUUGUACCUCACCAGAGCCCAGGAAGUUCAAAAGACCGCUGUACCAUGUGGAAACAACCAGAUCUGCAACAGCACAGACAGUAUGAUUUUCGGGGCCAUCACCUGCGUCACUGGACUUCUGGGUGUGGUCAUAGGAGCCGCCACCACUCGCCUCUGUCGCCAGAAGACCGAGCGUGCGGACCCCCUGGUGUGCGCCGUGAGCAUGCUGGGAUCCGCCAUCUUCAUCUGCCUCAUCUUCGUUGUGGCCAAAAAGAGCAUCAUUGGAGCUUACGUGUGUAUCUUCAUUGGAGAAACGUUACUCUUCCUGAACUGGGCCAUCACAGCAGAUAUUUUAAUGUUUGUGGUCAUCCCGACACGGAGAGCAACAGCAGUGGCUUUUCAGAGCUUCACCUCUCAUCUUCUGGGAGACGCAGGAAGCCCGUAUCUCAUCGGACUGAUCUCAGAUGGUCUUCAGAAGAGCUACGCCACGUCAACCCUGUGGAAGUUCCUGAGUCUGGGAUGCCUCAUGCUCUGCCCCUUCAUCAUCGUCCUGGGGGGCAUGUUCUUCCUAGCAACGGCGCUGUUUUUCCUUGACGACCGGGAGAAGGCUGAGAAACACUUGGCUCAGCUCACACAAAGGCCAUCCUCUGUCAAGGUAUGACAAGGUGGGACAAAUUUGAAGAGCUUUCCGAUGGAGCCACCAAUCUGGAGGACAAGAUGCAAGGGGCAGCUUUUCCCUUUUUAGUCCAUCCUCUUCCUCGUCAUCAUCAUCAUCCUCUGUUUUGGCCCUGUUUUGCAUAAGCUCUGAACUGGAUCGAGGGUGCGUCUGGCCCCUCCAUAAAAGACAGUCAAAAUCACAGAGGGUUUAAAUCUGUGAGCAUCCACUGAACCUUCCACAAGAGGACAAAGGGUGGACUCCUCUUCCUCAGAUGCCAUACUACUGAAUGCUGGCCAUGAUCCUGCCCUGUCUGUCUGCCUGUCUGUCUGCCUGUGUCUCUGUCUGCGUGUCUGUCUGGUAUUUUGGUCGUCUCUUUUGUACCAAGUGCCAUAACAUUUACAUUCCUAGGAACUUUGCACUGAUCACCAACAACCCUCAUUUUAUUAGUGGCUGUGGUUACAUGCACCUGAGAAUGGAGGAGUGGAAAUUGGAAGUUGUUUCUGAUCAUUUGCAACUUUUCUCAUUUCAGUUAUUGGGUUAGAUCAGGGUGUCCAAACUUUUUUUCCUCAUAUUGGUGGUUUUCAGAUUCUUGAAUGUGAUGAUGAAAUUGAUUACAUUGUACUUUCAUGACGAAUAUCUAAAAAGUAAAUUCACAAAUGUAUGACCUGAUCAUUUCUAUUAGUGACUAGAUCCAAGAACUAAACAUUACAACAAAAAAAUGCAAUUCAAUAAUAAUAAUUUUAGCUGCCCUCCCUUUUUUAUUAAAUAUCGUAGUGAAAGACCGCAGUAGCCUUUCCGAUAGAUGCAAUUUCCAUAGGUUUGAGAGUUCCACAACACCUUUAAAAAAUCUUGGCACGCAAAUUUUAGGUCUGUACCACAAUGCAAUUCGAUGUUAUUGAGCUUGCAGUGAUAGAGAUACUUGAAUUUGAAGUAAAAAGUACUAUCUAUGGUCAUUUGGGCCAAUUCAGCAGCACUAAAUCUGACCCCAGACCAUAGUUUGGACACCUCUGGGUUAGAUUAUUGGGUUUACAUUUUAUAUUCUCUCACUAAAAACGAAACAUUCCUUUUGAAAUUCAUUUUCUGAACAUAAAGAGAACAGACUUUUAAUCAUUUUUAUUUAAUAUUUUAAACAUAACUUCUCCCUCUAAAGUCUGAACUCAAACCAUAUGCUUAUACUGACGUAGACUGACGGCUUCUCCAUUCAAACACUGACUAUUAAAAAUGACUUAGCCCCUAGUGAAACACAGAACAUGUAUUGCAUUCAAGAAUUACUUCAAUUUUCUUCCGCAUUUCUUCACAUUAUAUUCUGAUCUAAAUGUUACUCAGUUAUUUAGACUAAGUACUAAAAAAUCCACUGACAAAUGUAUCCGAUUACUUUACCACUUUGUAUUCUCAUUACAUGUAACCACAGCCAAACCGAGCCAAAAAAUGUUACUGUCUCGACAUCCAAGAACCAGCCUUAAAUAUCAAACUGGAGCUUUCACAUUGUUAACAUCAAGUCAUGCGUUUCAUUUGACCCUUUCUGUGUUUGUACUUUUUACCAUUUUUUAGCACUUAACUCAGUGCAUCGUGCCAGAGAAAGACAGAGACAUUUAUGCACAUUAUUAUGAAUUAUUAUUAUUAUUAUUCACAAGACUGUAAUUCUUGUGAGUAUUUCCUGUUGUGUGAAUGUGUGAGAGAGAAGUUACUGCCUUUAGUUAAUGAUUUUGAAUAGGACACUGGAUAAUUCUAUGUUUUAUAAUUUAUAUUGUUGUAUAUGCUUUUUCCACAGUUUUAAGCUUCUUUUUUUAUCAACAAAGCAAAAUGAAAAAUAUCAAUCCGAAGGCAACUUCCCACACCACCUUUAAAGUAGGACGUACGCCCACAUGGAGAGACACUUUAAUUACAGACCCCAUCAAGGCCAUUGUUAAGUCUUACAAUUGUACGUAUCUCAUUCCACCAUUAGAAGAAAAAAGCUUUGAAAUUAUGUAGAAAUCAAAAUUGCAGACAGGAAGAGGAAAUCCAUUGGCCCGGGUUGAUGAUCUGAUCUCUGAUGAAGAGUCCUUUCAUUGAGAGUCGAGAAGAGAGGAAUCCACCUUUGAAACUAGACCAGAAAAUCUCCAAAGUCCACUUAAUUACCUGCUUUAAAUAGCGGCCAGGAACCAACUCGCAGAAAUCUUGGUCUUGUUAUCUUCGCUGUUGCAUCUACAGCCCAAAACCUGAAGAUUGAAUAUUAUAAAUCAGUCAUUUUGUGAACUCUUUUCAGUAAAUUAAUUUCAUCUGUUUAAAUUAUAGAGGGGUGUAACAGGUUAAGCAUAACCAGAGGAUUGUUGAUUGAAUCCCCAGAAUAUUUUGUCCUUGGGUAAAACAUUCAUAGCGCCUAUUCAAGUUAUGCUUUGGCAGAAGAAUUAAUUGUUUAAUAAAGUCUGGAUUAAGCCUGGGCGAAUUGGCAAUACAAACCUAAUUAUUAUAUCAUUUCUGUGACAAAAUCCUAUUCCUUUGAUAUUGUCCAAGCGUGACCUAUUUAAUGCAGAUCGAGGCGCAAAAAUACUACAAGACACUUCCUAACCUACUAUUCUGUGAGACUUUGAGUGAGUGACAGGUGGAUUUAACCAAACACAGUGAAGCUUCACAAAUGGUCAAUGGAUUUUGUUACCUCAAAAGAAAUAUAUUGUGAUCUUGCACUGAGAAAACCAUGAUAAUAUUGUUUGGCAUAUUCCCUACUCUUAGUUUGAAUCUGUAACUUCAAAUCAUGAUAAAAGCUUUCAACUUCCAGACUUUUUAAAAACCUUGAAGCUGAGAGUUGAGUCACUGGCUCAAAAAUACAUAUGAAAGACUCUUCACAGAUAAAAAGUGCUUUAUUCUUCAGGCUACAGCAACCUUAAGAAUAAAUAGAGAUUCGUGUUGCAUUGAUGUAAGAGCAUGAGUCACAACUGUCUCUCUGAGUGGGCUCCGUCCUUGUUGCCACAUAUUUAGCUUUAGCUUAACUGAAUGUGAUCACGUCCAACCCGGUAUACUUCUUAAGCUUCUUACUUUAUGAACUUGUUUUUUUAUGUUACCAAAUGAGUUUUAUAACUACAAUAGAGAUCUAUAUAUAGCUAUAUCAUGCAGCCACUUUAAUAUAUUGUAAAUGAUGGCUUCAAUGCAAUGUAUUUAUUUGUUAUGAAGAAUAAUGUGUAAAGGGAAGUUUCUGUUUUUCAGUAUGAAUGCCUGUAUCACAACACAAUACCUUUCAAAUCAAUAACCAUCCUAUUUACUGUGAUCAUGAAUGACAUUUUACACACAAAACUAUAGGAAGAGAGAUACUACAGUAGAUGGUGUUAUUGUAGCUCUUAUGCAUGUUUUUCGACCAUUUUGCACAUGUUAAGUUCAGGGAUUUGUUUGAAGCAUAGCGUAAACCUCACAUCAAUUCAUGCUCACAGUAAGACAUAGGUGCAAAUUAUUGAAUCAGAAUACUGUGCAUAGAAAAGGCGACUAUACUGCACUUUUCUGUCUUAUUCUCAUUUUUUUGAAAUGUACCUAUCAUGUCAUAAGAAGGAACAUUGAAAUAAGUGUCACUUUGCCAAAUUGAGUUGAUUUGAAAACCUGUCCACUGCUUAGAUCAUUUUGGUAAGACUUUAUAAUAACUACACUUUUGAUUAGCCUUAUGAGCACAGAUGUAAUACAUGAUGAAGAAGUUAAUUAAGAAUGACUCAAGAGUUGUAACUACUUAAUUAAUAUCUUAACUCCUAACCCCAGCCCAACUUAAUUAAAUAGUUACUAAACCUGAAUUAUUCUUAGUAAAUAGCUAUGUCUUUGUUCAUGCUUUAUUAAAGCUAGUUGAAGUACAGUUAUUAUAAAGUGGGACCGCCAUUUUGUCUUCUUCAUCACUACAACAGUGAUGUACCAAGAAUGUGCUUUUUCUUGUCAUACAAGAAUCCUGUAUAAAUAGACCUAUUUCUGAUGUUGAGCAGAAAACAAAGGUUAUUUUAUUUUUAGAGGAAGUACAUGAAAUACAUGACACCUGUUUGAAAAAAAAUCUAAGGAUAAUGUUUAGAAUUGAACUGUGAUGCUCCCUUGGAGGGCUGAUAGACAAAUGUAAAUGUCUGUAAAUCAAAUAAACCUAUUUAAUCACUUCAUACCUCUA
Molecule: messenger RNA, 5796 nt
Organism: Boleophthalmus pectinirostris (great blue-spotted mudskipper)
Lineage: Eukaryota; Metazoa; Chordata; Actinopteri; Gobiiformes; Gobiidae
Gene: spns2
Product: SPNS lysolipid transporter 2, sphingosine-1-phosphate
Biological process (GO): transmembrane transport; lipid transport; sphingosine-1-phosphate receptor signaling pathway
Cellular component (GO): membrane
Molecular function (GO): sphingolipid intramembrane carrier activity; transmembrane transporter activity
Source: RefSeq, a predicted model, not a curated record